AUGAUUCAGGACGAGACACCAUUGACAUCUGCCCAAAUUGAGGGACAAGUAAUGGCGUGUUUCAGUGAAAUGAUGGUGGAAGAAGACAUUCAGUACACCCGUACGCUUCGUGCUAGACAUACUCUUAUUAAAAAGUUGUUAUUCCAGAAGAGGCGCUUGCGGCCGUCGAGAAAUUGGCGAAAUUCUUCUGCUAUCCCAGAGUGCUCGACAUCUGCAAGAGAUAUCUCAUGAAGAUGCAGAAUGCAAUGACCACUAGCGAAAUUGAAGAGGAGCAGGCACGUCCUUUCCGAUCGGUGAAUCAAAAGUGACAACUUUGACUUUACUCAAACUUUUUCAGAGCAUCAAUCUUUGCGGCUUUGACUAUCCAGGAAACACACUAUCUCGCAAGAUGCGGAUGAAGAACUUGAGCGAAGAAGACGUCAUUGCCAUGUUCCGUCAUCUCUGCCUUGUUGCAUUCAAGAAACACUAA
Molecule: messenger RNA, 469 nt
Organism: Caenorhabditis sp. 36 PRJEB53466
Lineage: Eukaryota; Metazoa; Nematoda; Chromadorea; Rhabditida; Rhabditidae
Source: the annotation of a GenBank genome assembly